Molecule: messenger RNA, 1461 nt
Organism: Bradysia coprophila
Lineage: Eukaryota; Metazoa; Arthropoda; Insecta; Diptera; Sciaridae
Gene: Dhod
Product: dihydroorotate dehydrogenase 2
Biological process (GO): pyrimidine ribonucleotide biosynthetic process; 'de novo' pyrimidine nucleobase biosynthetic process
Cellular component (GO): cytoplasm; mitochondrial inner membrane
Molecular function (GO): dihydroorotate dehydrogenase activity
Source: RefSeq, a predicted model, not a curated record
GUACGAGGUUAAAUCGUUUUGUACCUGGAUCGGAUUUUUGCAGUGUAUUUAAGCCUGAGUAUAGUACUUUAAACUUACGCUACUUGUCGUCAAUCAAAACAAUAACAACACUCGCACGUUUCACUUGUUUUCUGAUAGACUCAGCUACUAAUUUUAUCGGUUGAAUUUACAAGAUACUUCUUUAGUUUUUCAUGAUGAGUGUCCGGCAAAAGAUGACCUUGGUCCAAAAACUUAAAUCCACCGCUGUUGUUGCAACAUUCAGCACCGGUGCUUUCGUCGGCAUUAAUAUCUACAAGGGCAGCGAUAAGUUCUACGACAACUUGCUUAUGCCAUUUAUUCACCUAUUCGAUCCCGAAUCAUGCCACCGAAUGGCUGUGUUCGCGUGUAAAUAUCGUUUGUUCCCCAGAGAGAAACAGAGUGAUCCUAAUUCGUUGUCGGUCAAAUUCUUCGGUCAUGUCUUGAGCAAUCCGUUAGGAGUAGCUGCUGGAUUAGAUAAGCAUGCCGAAGCGGUCGUUGGACUGAAUGACAUCGGAUUUGGAUUCGUUGAAAUUGGAUCGGUUACCCCCUUGCCACAAGAUGGAAACCCAAAACCGAGGGUGUUUCGUCUAAGUGAAGACAAAGCAAUAAUCAACAGAUACGGUUUCAACAGCGUCGGUCAUGAAGAGGUAUACCGACGCAUUCAGGCAAUUCGUAAAAGUUCAGAAGGAACUGGCACAGUGAUUGGUGUCAAUCUAGGCAAAAAUAAGGAAUCAACGGACAACUCGAAGGAUUACGUUCUGGGCGUGGAGCGAUUCGCACCGAUUGCCGAUUAUUUGGUGAUAAAUGUAAGCAGUCCAAACACACCCGGUCUACGAAACUUGCAGCAUCAGAGCCAAUUGAGGCAACUUCUGUCGAAUGUUAUCGAAAAACGGAAUGCAGUCACAGCGAGCGGUUAUCCGUAUGUACCGAUACUGUUGAAACUAGCGCCCGAUCUCACCGACGAUGAAUUGAAUCAAAUUGCCAAGGUGAUCCAACAAAAGGGGAGUGUGGUCGAUGGUGUCAUUAUUUCGAAUACAACCGUGGACCGACCAUUCAGUUUGAUGAACGACAAUCGGAAAGAAAUUGGCGGAUUGAGUGGAGCACCGUUAACUGAUCGAUCGACUGAAUUGAUACGUCGAAUGUAUCAGCUGACCGGUGGUAAUGUUCCGAUCGUUGGAGUUGGUGGUAUCUUUUCCGGGAAAGACGCGUACGAUAAGAUACUGGCCGGUGCCAGUGUUGUUCAAAUUUAUUCCUCGUUCAUUUACCAUGGGCCUCCGGUUGUGGCUAAGAUUAAAAAGGAGUUGAAUGGCCUGUUGAAGGAAAAUGGUUACAGGAAUGUUGCUGACGCUGUUGGAAAGGGAACGAGAAAAAUGAAAUAAUUCGAAAGCUUAUGCCGUUGUCUCGGCCUGUGUAUUUACAAAGAAAAGUUUCCUUUUGCAAUGA